Molecule: messenger RNA, 2535 nt
Organism: Calypte anna (Anna's hummingbird)
Lineage: Eukaryota; Metazoa; Chordata; Aves; Apodiformes; Trochilidae
Gene: GK5
Product: glycerol kinase 5
Exons: 16
Coding region: 60-1613 (517 amino acids)
Biological process (GO): glycerol metabolic process; triglyceride metabolic process; glycerol-3-phosphate biosynthetic process
Cellular component (GO): mitochondrion
Molecular function (GO): glycerol kinase activity
Source: RefSeq, a predicted model, not a curated record
GGUUUUGUGGCGGGCGGCAGCCGCCAGGCGGCCACUCGGCGGUAACUGCGCGGCGGGUGAUGCCGUGCGGGCAGCCGGAGAGCGGCGCCGCCCCCGCGCGGUACGUGGUGGGGGUGGACGUGGGCAGCACGGUGGUGAAGUGCCACGUCUAUGACCGGGCGGCCGCCGUCAGGGGCUCCAGCUGCAGAAAGGUGGAGUCACUUUAUCCUCAUCCUGGAUGGGUUGAAUUAGAUCCUGAAGUGCUGUGGAGUCAGUUUGUUGGUGUGAUAAAAGAGGCUGUACAAGCUGCAGGACUUCACAUGAGGCAAAUUGCUGGUCUUGGCAUCUCAACACAGAGAGCAACUUUCAUUACAUGGCACAGGAAGACAGGGAAACCUUUUCAUAAUUUCAUAAGUUGGCAAGACUUAAGAAGUUCUGAACUUGUGAAUUCCUGGAAUAAGUCCCUUCUGCUGAAGGUAAUCCAUAUAAUUUUUACAGUUCUUCAUUUCUUGACUGGGAAUGACCGAUUUUUGGCACCAAGUUUUCUUACUUUUUCAACACAACAGACUUCUAUGAAGUUGUCAUGGGUUUUUAAAAAUAUACAUGAGGCUGAAGAAGCUGCCAAAAAAAAUAACUGCUGCUUUGGAACAGUAGAUACGUGGUUAUUGUAUAGGUUGACUAAAGGUUCUGUGUAUGCUACAGAUUACUCAAAUGCCAGUGCUACAGGCAUUUUUGAACCCUUUACGAAAUGUUGGAACCCCUCUUUGUGUAAUUUACUUUCCAUUCCAAUGUCUAUUUAUCCACCAGUGAAAGACACAAGCUUCAACUUUGGAUCAACUGACUCUGAAAUAUUUGGGGUACCUAUUCCAAUAAUGGCAGUGGUAGCUGACCAGCAAUCAGCCAUGUUUGGAGAAUGCUGUUUUCACCCAGGAGAUGUUAAAUUGACAAUGGGAACAGGUGGUUUUUGGAAUGUGAAUACUGGAGAGCAUCUCUUUGCAUCACAAAGAGAUCUGUAUCCACUGAUUGGUUGGAAGAUUGGGGAAGAAGUUGUUUACUUAACUGAAGGCUGUAUGUCAGACAUUGGCACUGCCAUAAAAUGGGCCCAGGAUAUAGAUCUUUUCACCAAUGUAGAUGAAACAGCAAAAAUGGCACGGAGUAUUGUUGAUUCUCAAGGCGUUUGUUUUGUUCCAGGUUUUCAGAUUUCUGUAAAAGACCCAUAUUUGUGUGCCUCUUUCAUGGGACUGAAACCUUCCACUACCAGAAAUCAUCUCGUACGAGCUAUAUUGGAAUCUGUAGCUUUCAGGAACAAACAGCUUUAUGAUGUCAUUGUGAAGAAAGUACGCAUUCCUCUUCAAACUAUUCGAGCUGAUGGAGGUGUCAGUAAUAAUAGUUUUGUCAUGCAGAUGACUUCAGAUUUAAUUAGUAAGAAAAUAGAAAAACCUGCAAAUGCAGACAUGUCUAGUCUUGGUGCAGCUUUUCUAGCAGGCCUUGCUUCAGGAUUUUGGACUGACAAAGAACAACUAAAGAAGCUAAGGCAAAUAGAAGCAGUUUUUGAGCCUCAGAAGGACCCAGAGGAAUACAAACCUGCUAUGGACACCUGGCUUCAAGCAAUGAAACGCUCCCUGCACUGGUAGAAAUCGACGUUUUAAUUUUAGAAGGUUUAAAAUGGUUUACUAUUUAUAAAAACUCAACAUUAAUAGGACAGCAAAAUCCAUAACUGGAAUUUGUGAUGGUAUAAAUGUAAUGGUAUAUGGUAUUUCAGUUACUGUCCUGCUGCCAGUUUACUUACCACACCAUAAUGAACCUUCAUAGCAUCCCUGUGACAGCUGUAGUCCAGCUGCAGGAUUUGUGUCCCUUCGGUGACCUCCUUUGGGUGGCCUAGUAGCUUGAAUCCUUCCAAGUAGUAGAAAUGGAGAGUUUUUUCCUAUGAUGAGUUUUCAACUGAGGAGCUCACCUCCCUUCUGCUUUUUAAAAUUUUUGGUAUGUUAAUCAUUAAGGAAGGAUAAAAGGCUUUUCUAAGAAAACUAAAAUGAUUGCUGGGGAGGUAGUUGGGAUGAACUUGAUUCUAUACAAAGAUACUUUCUUAUUAGUAGUCUGUUUACCACCUUUUGGUUGACUUUCCUAAGGAAAUAUUUGACCCAGCUGUGGUUCAUUUUUGUACACCAAAUGAAGGUGAAAUAUAAAAGCAAACAGACUUUCAGCGCUAUAAAAAUAAAAUAAUCUAGGACUUUUGUAGCUGAGGGUUCCUAUCUAAUUGGUAGCUCAAUUUAAAAAUUUGUUUUAUAAAGGCCAAAAGCUAUGUUAUCUGGCAUAGCUAAUAUAAAAUACAUAAAAGGUAAUCACAGGUAUGCUAUCUAACGUGUAAAAAUCAGUAAUAUUAAUAUUUUCAAGCCUGUUGUUACAUCCUACUAUUACUAGCUAAAAGGAAGUCAAAAGUCUGGUUUUAAAGCUAUGAAUUACUUUUAUAUUUUUAAAAUAAGUUAUAAUAAAAGAAAUGUGUAGUUCAUUAUUCUUAUGUAUUUGUUUAUCACUAAUCUGAAAUGAUUAUAAUUUUAU